AUGUCGUUACCAAGAGAAUUUAUUUUUAAUAAGGAGUUGUCGAAGUUGGAUGGACAGGUCCUCGGUUCAUCAGCGCCACCCAAUACUACUGCACCAGUGUCAUGUUCCAUCGAGCUGUCAGCUGACCCCAUCGCUGAGGCGGCGCUAUCACCUGAUAAAGCGGGGUCCCUGCUCUCCAUACAAUCGGCACCUCCAGAACAGAGUGAACGAAUCGAGCCGAGGGAAAGACCCGUUAGCUUGCUGUUAGAGCUUCCUUUAGCUACUCAAGUAGGCGCAUAUCUAUCAGCGAUGUCGCCCACAGAUCAGGAAGAAGACUCACUUCUAACACUGUCUUCAGUCACCGCUCGUCCACUGCUCGCUGCUUCGAGAAAACUUCGACCACAUAAUGAUUCGACUGACAUGUCGUCUCCUCCAGAUGGAGGAUAUGGCUGGGUCGUGGUAUUUGGAGCUUUCAUGGUACAAUUUUGGGUCGCAGGGCUCUUCAAGUCUUAUGGGGUUUUAUAUGUGGAGAUAAUGGAAACGUUUCCUGAUUCAUCUGAGAGUGUCGCUUCUUGGAUCCCGGCUGCACUUUCCACUUUGUGCUUGGCAUUGGCACCACUUUCAUCAGCACUAUGUGAGAAGUACUCGUGCAGACUGGUCGUGUUCAUUGGUGGGCUGUUCUGUGCCACCGGCCUCGCGGUGUCUUACUUCAGUACUGGAUUGCUUCAUUUAUUGUUGAGUUUUGGAGUUAUGACUGGUAUUGGCGGUGGACUCUCUACUACACCUGGAAUAGUGAUAGUCUCGCAAUACUUUGAUAAGCACAGGGCCUUAGCCAACGGUAUAUGUGUGAGCGGGACGGCUGCGGGUAGUUUCGUAUUCCCUAUGCUGAUUGAGAAACUGGUUGACACUUAUGGGUUGCAUGGAACUUAUUUACUAUUGGGUGCCGGCAUGCUACACGUGUGUGUGUCCGCAACUCUCUACCGCCCGCCCCCAACUUUGCGCGCAAACACUCCCGUCACUACUACCACAACAGAAAAUACUACACUCUUAAAUGAUAUCACAGAAGGUAAAACAACAGUUUCAAACAAAGACAAUAAACUUCAAAACCUCUUCCAACCAGAAACCGAAGUGACCAUGAGUUUGAAUCAAAAGAACGCUCUAUUGAAUGAGGACAAAAGAACAAAUUUCCUAUCUGAAAUUAUUCAUCCAAGUUUGAUAGAAGUGGCGCGGCCUCCAUUACAAUCGCAAAUGUCAGACUCCGAAGACUCUGAAGGGCUUGACGUUUUGGGAGUAGUUGGAUUGCCGAAGGAAGUGGCCCGACUCCGCCUCAGACCGACGCGGUCGUCCUCCAUCCUUCACUCGGUGGAGGAUCUCUCAACGGACAGCACGUGUGUGUACAAGGCGAGAGGGAGGAAACUAAGUCGUUCCCUAUACAUCAAGCCGCCAUUACCCAGUAGAAUAAUACAAAGCAAACUCUCAGAACCUGUGAACAGUGUGAAGAAGGACGAAGAAGAGUUAAAAGAAGAUAACGUAGAAGAGAAAGAAGAUAAAAGAGGAUGUGUUGAGAAGAUUUCUAGGUAUCUGGACGUGUCCCUGCUGAAGUCCUGGCGCUUCGGUCUGCUGUGCGCGUCGGUGGGGCUGAUGUCGUGCGGCUCUCCCUACGCGCUGUACUACCUGCCCGCCUACACCGUCGCCGCCGGACACAGCAAGGCCGCUGCCGGUCAUUUAGUAGCCAUUAGUGCUAUAUUGGACCUUUGCGGGCGUCUGGGUUUGGGCUGGCUGUGUGACUUACAUCUGUUUUGUAGAAGAAAGGCGUAUAUUAUAAGCAUCCUGGUGGCGGGCGCGGCGGUACUGUCUCUGCCUAGUUUGACUUCUUGGUGGAGUUUGGCGAUUGCUUCUGGUGCGUACGGUCUCUGCCUCGGGUGUUGGUUCCUGUUGGUGCCGGUGCUGUUGGCGGACGCCUUCGGGACCGCUCGUAUCGCUUCCUCCUACGGCCUCGUCCGAAUGUUCCAGAGUCUCGCCGCCGUCUCUGUUCCGCCCACUGCCGGAUUGCUUCGUGAUGUUACAGGAGGAUAUUCUUGGUGUUUUUAUGGUAUGGGCUCUUGUAUGGUAUUAGGUUCGAUUCCCGUCAUAGCAUUUCAUUUAAGCACUAAGAAUGAAGAUUCGGAAUCUUCGGUGGAC
Molecule: messenger RNA, 2160 nt
Organism: Brenthis ino (lesser marbled fritillary)
Lineage: Eukaryota; Metazoa; Arthropoda; Insecta; Lepidoptera; Nymphalidae
Source: the annotation of a GenBank genome assembly